UUGUCAAAAUCGUAUGCAAAUUACAAGAGAAAUGGGAAGAUAAGUUUUGUUUGGAGAUUUGUAGUGAAAUUAUUUAGGUAUAACUUUUUCAGCCAAAUUGGCUAUAUUCUUUAGGAACGUAUUAGGAAAUUCAAUGAAAAAGAUUUUUUGUAUUGUUAUUUUACGAAAUGCUAUGAAAAGUGUUGAGGCUCUAGGCCACCUUCACAAUGGUUCUAAACGCAGCUGUACAAAUCCUGAGGGAAGCUGAUGAGCUUAAAGAGAAGGUUUUGAAAUUUAAAAAUGGCACAUCAAUGUUACAGGAUCGUAACAUUUGGACAACUCAGCAGGAAUUGCAGCAGGCUUAUCAAAAAGUAUUGAAGUUGGAUUUAGUUUAUGCAUUGGAAAAGAAAGUGGAGCAAGAUCUCUGGAAUACUGGUUUUAAACUUCAAAUUGAGUCUCUACAGUCUAUAUCAAAAGAUAGAAAGAAUGCAUUGCGAAGUGAAGCUCAGUCUAUGUUGAGCUGGAUUCUACAGGCAGCUGCUGGCUUUUAUCUCUGCUUGCUACACCAAAUAUGUACCACCUACAAGCUCGAUUUACCAUUCAGGCGUCGGGCAUCCCUCGUGGGUGCGGUAGAAGGAUGGGAAGGCAGCGGUGCGGUGGUGACAGACGGACGGGCGGGCGCUGCGGCCGCGAGGUACGCCUGCCAGCACUGCCUGGUGCACCUGGGAGACCUGGCGCGCUACCGGCACCAGCUGCGAGUGGCUCACACCUUCUACAGACACGCCCUCACCGUCUCCGCGCACUCGGGCCAGCCAUAUAACCAGCUGGCUCUUGUGGCGUGGCGUCGCGCUCGUCGACUGGCGGCGGUGUACUGGCACGUGCGCUCGCUGAUGGUGCGGGCGCCCUUCCCCCCCGCACCCGCCAACCUCGCGCGGACCCUUGCCGCUGCUGCCAACCGUGAUACAAAGGAGAUGACAGCACUGCCGGUGCUGAGUGGGGUGGAGCAGAGUGAAAGCAAGCCAGCCAGUGUCACCAAGACCAGGCUUGACUCCCAUACUUAUGUCAACGAGCUACUGAGACUGCUGAACUACCUGCACACAUUAGAACACUUGGACACAGCAGCCGAGCUGGUGACCACAUUGACCUCAUCACUCUCCCUCCUCGUCGCUACGGACAGCUUCGAUACACUCACUCUUAACAAGAUGGCGUGCGUCAUAAUAUGGAUAGUACACUCGAGUACAGAGGACUUGUCGGUGGAGCCUCGCGCACUGAGCGACUGCGAGCGACGGGCGGCCGAGCUUGCGGCGUCACUUGCGGCCGCGACUGUACUCGCCGUGUUACUGCCGGCCUACUUGUGCGACGAACUGCCGCAGAGAGCGUUGCCCACUCUGAAGGUGUAUCUCCAGUGGCUGACGUGUAACAGUAAAGUGAUCACUUCGGAAGCAUGGCGCAGUCGGCCGCAAGUGUGGUCGGCGUUCGCAUACACGUUCAACAAGCUGGUGCCCGUUGCCGCUCUGCUGCAGGCAGAAAAAUAUGAUACCGUACCACUGCCUGAAGAUGAGGAGUUGAAUGGAUUUCUGCCUCUCGAGGGAGCUCUCAAAGGGCUGAGGUUCUCUAACCAGACAACCUGGGACCUGGAUCUGCCUGACAUAGAGCCUGGUGAUGGAGAUUCUGGCACGUACGCUAGUAGCUCGAGUCUGGUGGGCGAGCCGGAGAUAGAACAGCGGGUGCGUGCGCGACGCAUCCUGGCGCUCGCCAAGCUGCUCGCCGAUCAGCACGCCGAACAUAUUACUUAUACCGAGAGUGAGGAGACGCUUAUGUUCACGGCGCGAGAGAUGGGCGGUGAUGAGCUGAACCAGGCGCUGCAGAGCCUGUCGCUGAGCACCGAGUCGGUACCGGAGGCUGACGGCGAUGAUGAUAUGACGCGCCAGCUGCCGCCACCGCCCAUCAUCAUAUCAGAGGCCGAUUUUAGAGAAAAAGUUCGCGAGAAACGUGUGGGGAUCUUAAAGCCACAAGGGUCUUUGGAGCGGGCUCGAGAGGAACGUGCCCAAGCCACCACUGUCAUCAAUGAGCAGCAGGAAGUUCCGCCACCGGCCGUGGAGGUAUGUGGUGGCGCUAGUGACGCGGGGCGCGAAGCACGCAAGCCGCGUGUCAACAUCGCGAUGGCGGCCAUCAUGCGGAAACAGGAGGAGAUCAAUAAACAGGUUAAGUUCGUGACGCCACCGCCCACACCAGACCCUACGGUUGAUCCAGUCGAGGAUGAUAAGUCUAAGGUGGUACAAGCGAAACCUGUCAAAUCACUAGCCAAUUUGCCGAUUGGGAGGAAAACGGGUGGUAUCCUGUCGCUCAAAGACAAGUCUGCCGGAUAUCCGCACCUCGUCAACGCUGAGCCCGAAAAGAAACUGGAAAAAGAUGACAAAAAAGACAAGACCAAUCAGACAACCCAGGUGCACGCCAAGCGACAAGAUCAGCCGACAAAUUGGAACGUGUCUGCGGAACAUUACGACGCACAGCGAAUGUAUCAGAAGAAUUACGGCAUUCAGAACACUGGUAUAAGCUAUAAUCCUACCUAUCAGACUCCGAACAACCAGGGGAUCAGGCUGCCCGUCGUUAACCCCAAAGAGAUUGAUGUCAGAACUGCUGCGCUCCAGAAACAGAACUCCAGACAGGAGAUGUUCCCCGAAGGUCACAAGUUCACCAACCAGAAUUAUAUAUCCGGAGAUAAAAAGAACUUCCUUAACGACCUGCCUCCACGAUUCGCAAACCAAUACCGCUACUGGCAAGCCGCGCAAGAGAGCCAGAAUGAUAAUCAGUUCAGAGAUGACUCCAAAACUUUGUUGCAGCCCAGGCAGAAUUGGCCUGAGAAUAACAUCCAGCAGAUGUCGUGGUGGAAACCUGAGACACAGAAUUAUAACACAAAAUUCAGUCAGCCUAUGAAUGUGCCAAACUUUUACAAUCCACCACCUACUACUAAUACUUACCCGAUAUUCAACCAAGUGCCUGGGCAAGGUGUAAACUUGGCGCAGAACAAAACAGAAAAUGUUGCCCAAAAUUACCCUCAGCCAAACAUUGGCCAGGUGCCAAAUAUCCAGAACCUCGUGAAUUCUUCACAUUUCGGUAACACUCUGACCAACUUUGGCAGUUUCAACCCUUCAGUGAGCUAUGACUCCACUAUGUACCCACAGUUCAACAAGUUCGGCUUCCAACCACUACAAAUGAAGUCCAACUUGGUGAACACCAAGGACCCGAGUGUUGGACUUGCCUUUGGGCCAAACUUGAUGGAUGUGCAGCAACGAAGCGUGAAUUUCGGCGAACCAUUCAAUCCAGAGGUUGGCGCAAUGAAGACUUUAGAUUCUAUAGGGAGCCGCGUUGGGUGCGUGGGCCAGCCGGCGCAGGGCGACGCCCACUCCUACUCUCUGUUCAGCGGAGCGCCGGAGCGUGCGCCCCCGCGUCUAGCCGACCACGCGCUGACUCAGCAGUCCCUGUGGUCGGGCCCCGCGUCGCCUCUAGAGCGACUUCUCGAACAACAGAAGCAAGCCAAGCAGUCAUCUCCGCCGCCCGCACCGACCGCGCCGCACUGACACACACUCCGCGGUAAUAAUCGUGACUUGGAAUGUGCGUUUCGAAAUUACGUACCGAGCACACUCACGUGUGAAAUAAUUUUUUAUCUGUAUAUUCUCAUGCAUAUAUGAAUAAAAUCGUGUAAAAAAACUUAACCAUUUGAUUUGUUAGACACACAGUUGUAGGUUAUGUUUGGUUUUUGAUUGAUUAUUUAUCAAUAUUUAUAUAAAAAAUAUACGGAUUGUUUUUUUUUAUUGUGAGCUUGUGGUGUGAAAUUUUUUGUGGUUGACAAUAUACAAUAUGAUAUAUUACAUUUGUGAGUUGCUCGGGCGCAUACAGUCUAACUUAGGGCACGCAAUGUAAACAAAUUCGUAGAUAAAUAUUUAUAGUUUAAUUUUCAACUUUUUGUUUCAUGACUUUUACUCAUGUCUUGUCGAAAUAGACACAAAAAUGUACUUUCGCUGCAGUCCGAAUUAAUUUAUGACCUAAUUUUGUUGUUAUUUCUAAACAUAUUUUCAUAUCUCCCGCCUAGCGCACUUUGUAUAUGUACGAAAAUGGAUUGGAAAUGUAAAGGAAUUGAAAUUAUUGUAAAUAAAACUCGUACGUUUUACUGUGUGCCAAUUAUUAAUGAAUAGUCGCUGUUUUAGUCUAAAUACAGGAAUAUUUAUAAUGUCAACAUAGGCUGUAUAACUUUAUAACGAUCAUUUGGCAUUUCUAUACUAUAUAAUAUGAUUUAAAUAUUAUGUCGACUAUUUCUUUAACGUUCAGUUUUAAUAGAUAACAAUUUUGUCAGAAUAAUCACAAAUAAUUAUUGUAUUUUUAAAUCGGUUUCAUAUUUUUCAGCCUGUGCAACCGUUCAUUACUAAACUAUUCUUACUGUAAACCAUGAAAAGCAUUUUGAUACAAUUAUUAUUAUGCCAAUGAAUUAUUUAUUAGUUUCAAUAUUUCGCUAGUUGUAAUUUUUGUGUUCGCAGGCUGAUAAAUUAGAUUAUUGUUUGUGAUGUAUUUGAAAUGUGAUUUGGGGGGAUAUAUUAUUUUGUAUUAAAAUCGUUUCUGUUG
This is a messenger RNA of Leptidea sinapis, 4599 nucleotides long. RefSeq lists its product as uncharacterized. The transcript has 18 exons. The coding region runs from base 207 to 3560 and encodes 1117 amino acids. Gene Ontology annotation, biological process: nuclear-transcribed mRNA catabolic process, nonsense-mediated decay. NCBI's taxonomy places the organism in Eukaryota, Metazoa, Arthropoda, Insecta, Lepidoptera, Pieridae. Gene Ontology annotation, molecular function: telomeric repeat DNA binding; telomerase RNA binding; protein binding. Gene Ontology annotation, cellular component: telomerase holoenzyme complex. The record is from RefSeq and is a predicted model, not a curated record.